ACGUGCUGCUUCCUGGGGUGGUACGCCGUGUGCGGGGCUCCAUGUCUUGCCAACGGGUGUGCGCUCCCAGCGUGCCACUUUUCAGACACUGGUGCGUGGCAGAGUAUCUCGUAGCCCAUAGGAAGAAAACUACCAACUCUGGUAAUGUGCUGUGUGUGGUAUUCGUUCGUUCUGCUAACUUGCACCUUCGUCUGAAAAUGAGGGAAACGUGCCCAUGCCGUAGGGUACCAGCUAGACUCGGGGCUCGGCUCUUGGCAGUUUGUCCCCCUGUGUUGUAGGUUCAGAGAGGCUCUGAAAAGAAAUCCAAGAACACUGAGUCCAAAGAAGAAAAAUGUAUCAAAAGCAGGUGAAAGAAGCUUUUGUCAGUAACCUCAAUGGAACUAGCGUACUGGAAGUCACGCAGGGCUUGUGCUUCCCUGCGUUCUGCAUCCUGUGCAGAGGCCUCCUGAUCAUUUUCUCGCAGCACUUGUGUUCUUUUUCACACACCUGGAGAACGAGAUUCUUCCUUGACUUUGUUGUUCUCAUUGUCCCCCUGGUGACCACCUUGACCAUAUUGUCUUCAUUUGUCCUCAUUGAGCAUCUCACUAUACUUGCCUGUGGGGCGUGGCUGUUCUAUCAGAUAUACCAGAGGAGGACUUGCUAUGCCAGAGUGCCUGUUCAGAAAAUCCUUGAAAAAUUCUUGACAAUCAGCCUAGAAUCAGAUCACAAUCCAGUCAUCACCUGCUACCGUGUCAUUAACAGUGUAUUUACUGCAAUUGCCAUUUUGGCUGUGGACUUCCCACUUUUCCCCAGAAGACUUGCCAAAACUGAGCUUUAUGGGACCGGGGCAAUGGAUUUUGGAGUAGGUGGAUUUAUUUUUGGGACUGCCAUGGUUUGUCCAGAGGUCAGAAGAAAACAUAUAGAUGGGUUCAGAUUGAAUUAUUUUAGAAAAUCAUUAUACUCUGUUUGGCCAUUAGUCGUCCUCGGAGUGGGACGGUUAGUUCUUACAAAAUCCAUAGAUUAUCAGGAACAUGUGACUGAGUAUGGAGUUCACUGGAACUUUUUCUUUACCAUCAUAGUUGUGAAAUUGGUGACAUCACUGCUAUUGAUCAUUUUCCCCUUGGAUAAAUCCUGGAUCGUGGCCAUCAGCAUUGCUGUGUUAUACCAGCUAGCCCUUGACCUUACCCCACUCAAGAGGUUAAUUUUGUAUGGCACUGAUGGCAGUGGCACAAGGGUCGGUUUCUUAAAUGCCAACCGAGAAGGAAUAAUCUCGACGCUGGGGUAUGUGGCAAUACACAUGGCUGGUGUACAAACAGGGCUGUGUGUGCUGAAGAAGAGAACACAUAUCCGAGACUGGAUGAAAGUAGCGUCUGGUCUUUUACUAGUAGCUGUCAGCUUCUUCAUAGCUCUUCAUGUAGUUCAAGUGAAUGUUGAGGUGGUAUCUCGAAGAAUGGCCAACUUAGCCUUUUGUAUGUGGAUAACUGCUUCUAGCCUGAUGCUUCUUAGUUGUUUAUUACUAAGUGAUAUAAUUUUGAGUUUUGCCAAAUUUCUAAUUAAAGGGGCUCUAGUACCAUGUUCUUGGAAACUUAGCCAGUUGCCUGCUACAAAUACAAAGCAUUCUGGAUCUCUAGUGCUAGAAGCUGAAAAAAGGGAACUCUGUCUUUGUUUAAUUACAGCUCUGAACAGAAACCAGCUACUUUUUUUCUUGCUGUCAAAUAUAACAACUGGCCUCAUCAACUUGACAGUGGAUACAUUACACAGUAGUACCUUGUGGGCCUUACUUAUCCUUGGUUUUUAUAUGUUUAUUAACUGUUUGGUUAUAUAUAUACUUUAUUUGCAAGGGAAAAUUAUAAAAUUUUGAUCAGUGGUAGGAGCUGAACAACACUGAGUGGGGAAUAAAUAAAUGUGAAGGAAAUGUGGUGUUUUAAAAAAUAUUUAUUAUCUAUUUGCAAGCAGAGAGAGAAGACAGAGGGCUGGAGGGAUGGCCUAGUGGUUAAGGCAUUUGCCUGCAAAGCCAA
Messenger RNA from Jaculus jaculus (lesser Egyptian jerboa), 1997 nucleotides. It is a transcript of the gene Pigw, whose product is annotated as phosphatidylinositol glycan anchor biosynthesis class W. Gene Ontology annotation, biological process: protein localization to plasma membrane; GPI anchor biosynthetic process. Gene Ontology annotation, molecular function: glucosaminyl-phosphatidylinositol O-acyltransferase activity. The transcript has 2 exons. Lineage: Eukaryota; Metazoa; Chordata; Mammalia; Rodentia; Dipodidae. Gene Ontology annotation, cellular component: membrane; endoplasmic reticulum. Bases 332 to 1840 code for a protein of 502 amino acids. The record is from RefSeq and is a predicted model, not a curated record.